Molecule: messenger RNA, 2529 nt
Organism: Cuscuta epithymum
Lineage: Eukaryota; Viridiplantae; Streptophyta; Magnoliopsida; Solanales; Convolvulaceae
Source: the annotation of a GenBank genome assembly
CACAGGCAUCUAUAGACCCCUCUCCUUCUGUCUGGCACCCAAAAAACACUGCCCCUUUUCCGAUUUUGGCGGGAGUUGAAAAAAAGAGAAAAAUGAAAGCGCGCGAAAAUGCUCUCCGCCGGCCACUGCGGAGACGGACACGGAAAGUAGAGAUUGAUGAACCGGAGGCGGAACCCAAACCCAACGAGGACCCGGAUUUGGAUCUGGAGAAAGCAAGGCUCAUAAGCUUAGCUAUUGAUUUCGGAUUUGACGAAGACUCCGCCAAUAAGUGUUUGGAUCGCAUAAUUGAACUCUACGGUGAGGAUGGAAAUGAUUUCAUCACAGUUGAACACUUCGGCGACGAUUUUCUUGCCGCUUUGGCCGAUUCAAUGCAAGACGCUGAGGAUUGGGAUGAUCUGAAAGCCAUAGAAUCAGAAGUUUGUUGUACUAUGGCUGAUAUUCUGGAUAAGGAUGUUCUAGGCGACGCUGAAGCUGAAAAUGACGGAAAUAUUCCUAGAUACAUCACAGGGUACUCACCAGAGAGUACAAGGAAAAUGAAUCCAGUGGUGUUGGAUUCUUCUAGUGACAGUGAAGAUAUCCACUAUGACGGAAAGGUAGACAAGACCAGUGCUCCCCAGACUCCUUCACAUGCAUUUGGCUUUGUUACGAGCAGUGAAUGUGCUACUUCAAGUUCACAUAGGUCUCCUUCUCAAUAUGCGAAAUGUGCAAGCAAGGUUUCUAGAAGUUCCUUUUCAUCUCUAUCAAGUAACUCAAGGUCUUUAUGGACAUCGGUGAAUGGAGAUGUAACUCUUACUUAUGGAGAAUUGCAGCGGUUGGAUGACAUUGAGUUAGCAAAUGUUGUAGUGUUUGGAAACCGCACUUUUAGACCUUUGCAACAUAAAGCUUGCCAAGCUAUUUUGCAAAAGCGUGAUUGUUUUAUUCUUAUGCCUACUGGAGGUGGUAAAAGUUUGUGCUACCAGCUUCCUGCAAUCCUGCAGCCAGGUGUUACAAUUGUAGUGUCACCUCUACUCUCACUCAUUCAAGAUCAGAUAAUCACAUUAAACCUUAAGUUUGGAAUACCAGCAACGUUUUUGAAUUCUCAGCAGAGUUACUCACAAUCAGCUGCUAUAUUGCAAGAAUUAAGGCAAGAUAAACAUUCAUGUAAGCUCCUUUAUGCAACUCCUGAGAGGAUAGUUGGAAACCUACAUUUUCAAGAGGUGCUUACUUCCCUACACAGGAAGGGAAACUUAGCUGGGUUUGUCAUUGAUGAAGCACAUUGUGUAAGCCAAUGGGGACAUGAUUUCAGACCAGAUUAUAGACUCUUGAGUUGUCUCAAGCGAAACUUCCCAUAUGUACCUGUGAUGGCAUUAACUGCUACAGCAACCCACACAGUGCGUGAAGAUAUUUUGAAGAUCUUAAAUAUCCCUCGUGCUCUUGUACUUGAGACGAGUUUUGAUAGAUCAAACUUAAAGUAUGAAGUGAUUGGAAAGGGCAAGGAGCCGCUAAAGCAGCUUGGAGAAGUAUUAGCCAAUCGAUUCAAGAAACUUUGUGGGAUUAUUUACUGCCUUUCAAAAAGUGAGUGCAUGGAGGUUUCGAAGUUUUUGAACGAAAAGUGCAAGAUUAAAUCCACAUAUUAUCACGCUGGGUUGUCGGCACGUCAGAGAGUCACAGCUCAAAGGAGUUGGCGUGCUGGAGAAAUUGAUGUUGUGUGUGCCACUAUUGCUUUUGGGAUGGGAAUAGACAAACCUGAUGUUCGGUUUGUUAUUCACAACACAAUGUCCAAAUCAAUUGAAAGCUAUUAUCAGGAAGCGGGAAGGGCAGGGAGGGAUAACCUCCCUGCAACAUGUGUUGUUUUAUAUCAGAAGAAGGAUUUCAGCCGGUUGGUAUGCAUGUUAAGAAGCGGUCAAGGAUAUAGAAGGGAAAGCUUGAAGUUGGCUAUGGAUCAAGCUAGGAAGAUGCAGAGCUACUGUGAACUAAAGAAUGAAUGCCGUCGGCAAGCAUUAGUUGGACACUUUGGGGAGUUGAUUAACCGCAGUGCUUGCAGAAAUGGUUCCAAUCCUUGUGAUAACUGUCUCAAAAUAUCCUCAUAAAGCUUGCUUGAUAUAUAGAUGAUCGAGCAUCUGCUGUCCAGAGUUGCUGUUUUCCCUCGUUGUCCAAGCAUUGCUGCGAAUGCAGCCUGCAGGGCUCGUUGAUUAUACUCCAGGUAGGGGUGUAAAUGAAAUGGAUUCAGCUCAUCUGCCUUGCUUUGGCAUUAUACUCCAAGUAGGGGUGCCUGCCCAUUUUGAGUCAUCUGAUAAAAAAAUCAAUGAGAUAAGAUGAGUGGGUCUAUUUAGGUCAUCCCUGCCCUCUAUUUAGAUAAGGUACUUUGCCAUAACGCAAAAGAUCUCAAUCCAAAUUAAAUCAUAUACUACUGGGUGGAGUAUAUAAAUUUCCAAGUUUAUUUAGAUACGUAUGAUUGGAUUCUGAAAUAAAUGCUUCAAUUACUGCUUUCAUUUUUUAUCACUCAUUUCAUAUUUUACAAGUUGGCUCACAAGAGAUCCUUAGACUGAC